This is a messenger RNA of Myxocyprinus asiaticus (Chinese sucker), 6188 nucleotides long. Its product is annotated as GON-4-like protein. The record is from RefSeq and is a predicted model, not a curated record. Gene Ontology annotation, biological process: regulation of DNA-templated transcription. Gene Ontology annotation, cellular component: nucleus. Gene Ontology annotation, molecular function: transcription coregulator activity. The coding region runs from base 62 to 5101 and encodes 1679 amino acids. The transcript is spliced from 29 exons. Lineage: Eukaryota; Metazoa; Chordata; Actinopteri; Cypriniformes; Catostomidae.
CGGAAGUGACGCACUAUUGUUGUGCCUUUCAUAUGUUGGCGGGUGUGAAUGGCAGUGUGAGAUGGAUCAAACCCGCAAACGGAGAUUAACGAACAGGAAAAAUGGCCUUCCUCAGGGUAAAGUGAAGAGGGCUGAAGAGCCAGAGGAUGUUAAAGCUGCAGACAGCAGAGAUGAUUCAGAAAGUACAGUAUCACACAGACGCUUCACUAAGAUCAGAGUAUCCAGCCCACAGUCAGACACUGCUGGCCAAGAACAGCAUACUGAAUGUUCCAAGACAUCUGAAGAUGAUGUUGAGAAGGCAUUGGUCAUCACGUUUGAUAAAGAGCAGGGUGGCACUCGACUGGUGGGCAGAAGGAAAGCUAUGAGGAGGAAGAGGGAAAUGUGUGAUGAGGAAGACAGUCAGCAAGAGGAAGGUGACGAUGAAAUCCAGCCAGAUUUGGAGAUCGACCGAGAGCUGGACAGAGAACUGGAGAAUAAAUCUCGACAACAUAAACUGACCUCAGCGAACGUUCGAAGUAUCAUUCAUGAAGUCAUUACCAAUGAGCAUGUUGUGGCCAUGAUGAAAGCUGCCAUCAAUGAAACUGAACCAAUUUCUGUGUUUGAGCCCAAGAUGACUCGCUCUAAACUGAAAGAGGUUGUGGAGAAAGGAGUUGUCAUUCCUGCUUGGAACAUUUCGCCAAUUAAGAAGCAGACUGAGGUGAAGAAGGGAACCCAGUUUGUGGAUAUUCCUUUAGAAGAGGAAGACUCCUCUGAUGAAGAGUAUCAGCCUGAUGAAGAGGAUGAGGAUGAAACGGCUGAGGAGACUUUUCUGGAAAGUGACUUGGAGAGCACAGCAUCCUCUCCACGAGGCAGUCGAGUGAAUCUACACAGAUCACACUCAGAGUAUGAGGAGGAUAUGACUGGCAACUCCAGACUGAGCCUCCGCAGAUCCAGGCACUUGACAGUGGCCGUUGCUCCAAUGGGGCCCCCACCACCACCUCCGGCCCCCUCCAGGGCCCCACCGGAUUGCAGCUUCUUAGAGAAACUCCAUGCUGUGGAUGAGGAGCUGGCCAUCAGCACUGACUGCAUAGAGCCAUAUCAGAGUCUUAGUAGCACUAACGGAGAUGAGAGCCUGAUAUCAUUACGAACACGAUCCAAGCGCCCGCUGAGAGAUGUCCCUCUAGGCCGUCUGGAGGCGGAGUUACGUGCUCCUGACUUCACUCCAGACAUGUAUGAGUUUGGCUCCGCCCUCGAGGAUCGAGAAUGGACGCAUUGGCUGCAAGGACUCAUGAUUUCAGAUAUGGAGAAUGAAGAGGAGGGUGAUGAUGAAGAUGACCCCGAGUAUAACUUUCUGGCUGACAUUGAUGAACCUGAUGUGGAGGACUACAGAAAUGACAAGGCAGUGCGCAUCACCAAGAAGGAAGUGAAUGACUUAAUGGAUGAACUUUUUGAUGCAUUUCAGGAUGAGUUAGGGGGUCAGGAUGAAGAAUGCCAUGAGGAAGAGGAGGAAAAAGAUGAAGAUGAGAAUCCUCCACAGGAGCCACCUGCCAUUCUGGAAAAUAUUCAAUAUGAGGACCCACUGGCAGAUGUGAUGAAACAGCGCUAUCGUACAGUUCGCGAGCAGCUGGCAGCUCUGAGGAAGCAUAAGGCUCUGCUGGAGAGUAAAGGAGUGACCGUACCCCUGCCCUGCCCUCAGCGCCCCACAAGCUCCUUAACUCCUAUGAUACUCAGUGCAGCUCAGAAACUCCAGCUACAGCAGCAGAUCCAGCAGCAUGUGCAGCUCCUCACACAGGUGAACAUGUUGAGCAGUUCUGUCAAGGGUCUGGAGACAGAGGCUUCAACAAGCAAACAGUUCUUGUUGGAGCUUCAGAUGUUUGCUCAGCGUGGGGAGCAAUCCCAUGGUCCAGUACAGCCUGGCUUCAGCAGCAUCUUCAGUGCCUCUAAUCUUCAGGGUGCAAUUUCUCUAUUGGAGGAACUAGAGCAGUCACCCAGACGAGACCAUUCUGCUCCCAGUCCAUGCUUCCCUGGAUCUCAGUUUCCAGCUCAUCUGACCUGGUUGAUGGCGACUCGGCCAGUGUUUCUCUACCUAGAGCUACUUCCUACAGUCCCACUGCGUCCCACUAGAUUCAGAGGACCAUUCACCUCAGCAGAGGACUAUCUUGUGGUUCUGGGUCAUAAGCACUUGAGAAGCACCCUACACCCACUGCAGAUGACAUGUCGCUAUCUACUUGCUGCUAGGAGCUUUGUCCGUUUAAAAUCACACAUCCGGGAUGCAUGUCAAAAGCCCUUUCCAAGUGUUAUCAAGACAUACUUUAUGGCAGGAAAAUGUCCCCCAAUGCCUUUGGCCUGUAAAAGAGUCAGUCCAUGUGAGCAGCGUCCACCAGUGGAGAGAGAAAAAAGCCUUAUGCCUGAUUGGCUCAAGAAAAACCUUAAGAUCAUUAAUGAGCAUGUAAGAAACUAUAACCAGCCAUCUGGCAACUCGCAAUUCCAAACUACCACUUCUGCCAAAAGCACUACGCCAACAGAGGAGGCCAAUGAGCCUCCAGGUCUCCACUGUAGAUUCCCUCCAGGCACCCGUUACCCUCCUCGCCUUCCUGAAGACCUGUCUCGGGCACUUGAAGCUUCCUCCAAAAAGAAAAAAGACAAGCCAUCUGAAUCCAGCAGGCCUUCAAAACCAACCCUGUCAGCUAAGGAACUAGAGGAAGUCCUCAGUCAGUUGCCACCCAUCUUACCGAAGGCUUCUACAGUCGCAAGUCCAUCGCUUUCCCACCCUCCUCAUCUCUCACAGGGUCCAGGCCCACAAUUUCAAACCGUUCCACUGAGGACAGAACCUAAUCCUUGCCCGUCUGCAAAUGGAGCCAUUAACUGUCCCAUUGAGAGACCAAUAAUAGCCCCAAAGGUUCCUCCAAUGGUACAAAGCCAUGGUGGAGUUGUUGUUACUUUACCAACUGCUCCAGUCACCACUGAAUUGAACUCUUUAAGGAUUGUACCUGUGAAAAAUGCUGUAGAAAUGCCAAUGGGCAUCUCUGGUGCUCCAAAGGUAGCUCAAAUUGUUGCAAACCAAGGGAAAGUCCUCAUCACUUUACCUACAGCUGCUACAAAUGCACCACAGUUGAGUUCCCCUUCUUCAAGGCACGUAACUGUAAAUCAAACUGGACCAUUGGUCGCCUCUAAUGUCGUAACAGCAAUUCCAGCAGGAUCAAGUCAAGGUGGACUAAUCAUUAGUCUACCUCCACCUCCAGUUCCUAAAGCCAUCAUUUGUCCCACACCCAUCAUGAAGACUUCCCCAGCCAGCGUCCCGUUGGCUAAAGAUCACAUUAGUCAGCGCUACGGCACCCUCCUUAAACUUAUACCAAGGGACUCUGCUUUUCUAGCUUCUCCUAAACAAACAUCUGGAUCUCAAAAACCUCUUAAUCGGUUUCUUCUGCUACCUCCAGGCUAUGUGCUUGCAAGGAACAACCUUGGCCAUCAGAUAGUCAAACGUGUUGUAGAUCAAAACUGUAAACAAGUUUCGGCUCCAGAGGGGAAACAGAACAGGAAUGAGAAAACUUCAGACAACAGCACAGAUGGGCUACAAGGAGGUCCACUGGAAAUGUCCUCCAUUCAAGGGACAUUGUCCUCCAUUGAUUGUUUGCAAGAAAUUACAGAGGAGGAAGAACUCAAUAACCAUGAUGGUGGGAUGGUUGAGAAUGAGGUGGAAGAGGAUGGUGGUGAGAAAGACUUCAGAGAGCUGUUCCUCAUGCUUUCUGAAUCCUCCGGGAGCCCAGCAGCCAGUAUAGAAGAGGAAGACAGAGAUAUGGAGGUGGUUUUGGAGAGGAAACUUGAGAAGCAGAAAGAAAAAGAAAGGAAGGGCAGUAGUAGAUGGACCGGGGAGGAGGAAAUAGGUGGAGACCAUGUUUCAGAAGUCGGGUCUGUGCCAGAGCUUCAGAAGAAAGUAAGUCGUACAGGUUUGGAACAACAUGAGGGUGUUCAUCGUGCCUACACUCAGGAGAUGGAUGUGGAGAGAGCUUUUGUCCUUUACAAUGACACACUCGAUGAUGAUCCUCACAGGGAUGCUAAAGAUGUUGCUUUUGCCCAAGCUUACCUGGAGAAGGUGCAUGAGGUGCUGCAGGCAGUACCAGGGAAGUUGAAAGAGUUCUUGGGUGUUCUGUCUGAGUUUGAGAAAGAUCCAGAGAGUCGCACCUCACUGGAGCUCUUGAGAAGACUUAAACCCAUGUUGGCUGACUGGCCUGAACUGCUUCGAGACUUUGCUGCCUUCUUGCAUCCAGACCAAGCCAGAGAGUGUGGCCUGCUGGCAGAGCAGCAGGCAUUUGAACGAAGCAAACGGUUUCUACGCCAGCUGGAACGCACUUUUGGAGAACAAUCAGCCCUUUACACAAAGGUUGUGCACAUUCUGCAAGGGGCUCCAUCAUGGGAUCUUGCUGGCUCCAGAGAGAUGAAAGCUCAAAUAUCAUCGCUGUUCUGUGAUCACACUGACUUGCUGGAGGAAUUCUGGGUAUUUUUUAAGCAGCUUUACCCUCAAGUGCAGUUGCACUCUGAACAGAAUGCAGAUCAUCUGUCCAGUGUGGAAACUAUUCAGGGCUUGAAGGGGAGCCAGUCAUGUCCACCAAUCAGAACUCUCUCACCAGAGAGGAAAGUAGAACCCCACAAAACUGCUAUUAAACAUAGGAGAAUGAGAGACAAACAUGUCCAGAAGACAGAAGUCAAAAAGCACAAUGCAAGAAGAAGUAAUGUGGCCACAGAGUUGGACAGUGAGGUAGAUGAAGGUUCUUCUUCAGUGGAUAAUCAGCCGUCUUCAUUUAAAUGCAUGGAAAAUUCAGUCUGUGCCAAGAAUAUCUUACACUCACCAAAUGGGAAAAAAGUCGUCCUCUGGACAAGGGAGGCAGACCGUGUAAUACUGACCACCUGUCGACAGAGAGGAGCCAAGAAGGCCACUUUUCGUGCCAUUGCAGCACAGCUUGGCAACAAAACCACCAAGGAGGUUUUGGAACGCUUUCAAGACCUUAUUAAGUUGUACCAUAAAUCCAGCAAGUUACCUCACACAAGCCAAUCGGACAUGGAAGACCAGUCCAGUACAACAGAAAAUGAACCAGACAGAAAAUAUGAUUGUGUGGAGCAAUAAGAUUUGUGAUAGUAAACGAGUGCAGGCCGGACCUGCCUCCUGAAUAGGAGAUAGAAAGAUGGACACCACUGUAAAUGUUUUUGUGUGAAGUACAUGAACAAAGGAAAUACCAUGUAGUAUUAUGAAAUCUGUGAUCCCUGGGUCAAAAUAUAUUUAUAUGAAAGAAUACAAAAAUUGGAUUGAGCUGUUUCAGACUCUCUCAUGAACUCAGAGGUGAAGGACUCUUAAUUUUGAAGCCAGACAGAUUUGCAAUUUUGCAUUUAAGCAUUUGCACAUUCGGUGACAUCUGACAUAAGUGGAGAGGUUGCGUAUGUUUUUAUGUAAAAUACUAUUUUUGCCAUAACAAAGAAACCUAUGUGGUUUUGUAUUUUAAAUUUUAUUGUGUACUGCUAAUUUUUCAUGUAGUUUUAUGUCAAUAAUUUAUAAGGGAUGGUCAUAUCCCUUUGUAUGUAAAGGAAUGUCACAAAUAAAUUAUUUUGAUGUUUACUGUCAUAAAUACACCGCUGUGCAUGGAUCUCUCAAGAGAAACACACGGCGGGAUGUGCUUUGAUUGACAGAGUAAUCCACAAAUGACCGCUUUACAUCUCCUCACUUGUGAAAUUACUAACCAGUCAUCAUCUUCGGUGACACGCUUUUAUCAUUCAGGCGCAAAUAUUGGUGGAAACCAACCGGUGUGGAGAUUAUUGGAGCCCUGUAGUUUGUUUCUAGGUGUGGCCAUUGUAAGAAACUUUCCCCAGAGUUUGAAAGUGCUGCUACAUGACUGAAGGGAACAGUAACUCAAGCCAAGGUGAAUGUUUUAGGAGAUGCAAGCUUCAUGUAUAAUGUUGUGUGUAUCACUCUUAAAGGAACGUUUUGGUUCAAACCAUGCUCUAUCAACAGCAUCAGUUGCAUACAUAAUUUAGACUCAUCCCUUAAUUUCUAAAAACAAACAAAAAUCCUAUUUACAGUAAUGCACUGACAAUGUAAGUGUAUGGGGGAAGCAGAAAUGUGCUUAUAUUAUUUUUCCAUACAAAGAUAUUUGUUAAAUCAGCUGUAAAGUUGUCUAAAUCUGCCUUUUAGUAAGUGUACUACUGUCCUCAGCUGAUGA